UGACAGUCCCCCUUGAAAUAAGACAUUUAGAGGGUAAAGGCCACACAAGGUAGGCAGGACACACGCAACAGUCAACCAGCUGACAGUAGAGAGGCUAGAUACACUCGGCAGUCAACCAGCUGACAGUAGAGAGGCCAUUCAGUUCCUUUUGUUGUUUACAACCAUCCUGAGACCCUUUCUGGGUGAACAAAAAAGCCAGCAGCUGAAAGAGAAAGAGAACUAGAGAGAGAGACGGAGAACAAGAGAGAGAGAGAGACGGAGAACUGUAUCUUCAUUGGGUGAGGAAGACUUCACUAUCUAGCCGGUUGCCAUGAGAUUCCCCAAGCUGCCCAACCCAGGUCUGGAUGACCGGAUCCCGUCUCAUAAGGAGCUGGAGAGGAUGGAGAAAGAGGAGGCUGGGGACAGGCCCAAAUGGGACAACAAGACCCAGUACAUGCUGACCUGUGUGGGCUUCUGUGUGGGGCUGGGGAACGUGUGGAGGUUCCCUUACCUGUGUCAGAGCCAUGGAGGAGGAGCGUUUAUGAUCCCGUUCCUGAUCCUGCUGGUUCUGGAGGGGAUUCCACUGCUGCACCUGGAGUUUGCCAUCGGACAGCGCCUCAGGAGCGGCAGUGUCGGGGUGUGGGGCUCUGUCAACCCUUACCUCACUGGCAUUGGUAUUGCCUCCAUGUUGGUAUCAUUCCUGGUUGGGAUGUACUACAACACCAUCAUGGCCUGGAUCAUGUGGUACCUCUUCAACUCCUUCCAGGACCCCUUGCCUUGGAGUCAGUGUCCCCUCAAUGCAAACAAGACAGGUCUGGUGUCAGAAUGCGCACGGAGCUCCUCAGUGGAUUACUUCUGGUACAGAGAGACACUGAACACCUCUACGGCCAUAGAUUUAUCUGGAGGCCUUCAGUGGUGGAUGGUGCUAGCCCUGGUGUCUGCCUGGACCUUACUCUAUGUCUGCUGUAUCAGGGGGAUUGAGACUACUGGCAAGGCUGUGUACAUAACAUCCACUCUGCCCUACUUGGUGCUCACCAUCUUCCUGAUCCGAGGACUGACUCUCAAAGGUUCUCUGGAUGGAGUCAAGUUCCUCUUCACGCCCGACGUGAAUGAGUUGAUGAACCCGUCUACCUGGCUGGAUGCAGGGGCACAGGUGUUCUACUCUUUCUCCUUGGCCUUCGGAGGUCUCAUCUCAUUCUCCAGCUACAACUCUGUACACAACAACUGUGAACAGGAUGCUGUCAUCAUCUCCAUCAUCAACGGAGCCACCUCCGUCUACUCUGCUACCGUCAUCUACUCCAUCAUAGGCUUCAGGGCCACGGAGAAGUUUGACGACUGCUCGGAUGGUAACACCACGGCCCUUGUGAAUGCAUUUGAUCUCCCUGAGCACUUCCUCACUGAGAACAACUAUGAGGAAGUUCUUCAACAUUUCAACAGCACAUCGCCAGAUAUCAUCCAGGGAUUAAACCUGAAGACCUGUGAUCUACAGCAGUUUCUCAGUCAGGGUGUGGAGGGAACUGGUCUGGCCUUCAUCGUGUUCACAGAAGCCAUCACCAAGAUGCCUGUCUCUCCUCUCUGGUCCAUCCUGUUCUUCAUUAUGCUCUUCUGUCUGGGACUGUCCACCAUGUUUGGGAACAUAGAGGGGGUCGUGGUGCCCCUUCAGGAUCUCAACAUCUUCCCCAAGUGGCCCAAAGAAGUCUUAACAGGCGUCACUUGUAUCGUUUGCUUCACGGUCGCUCUCAUAUUCACCCAGCGGUCUGGUAACUACUGGCUGGCUCUGUUCGACGGCUUUGCCGGCUCCAUCCCUCUCCUAGUCAUCGCCUUCUGUGAAAUGGUGUCUGUUGUUUACAUCUACGGGAUCGACAGGUUUAACGCAGACAUAGAGUUCAUGAUUGGACACAAGCCCAACCUGUUCUGGCAGGUGACUUGGAGGUUCGUCAGUCCAGUCAUCAUGCUGGUGAUUUUCAUCUUCUACUUCGUCACCCAGGUCAGCGGAGAGCUGACCUACCUCGUAUGGGACCAGGAAGCGGAGGAGUUCCCUACUCUGGCAGACCGUCAGUAUCCCGACUGGAUCUACUUCAUCAUAUUUAUUUUGGCUGGCAUUCCCAGUCUGGCUGUCCCUGGAGUCGCCAUAUUCAAAUUCACCUACAACCGCUGCUGCCAGAAAGACAACGGCUUCAGAGAAGACACCAUCAACUCUGUCUCUGCUAAAAUACAGAUGAUAGAAAAACCGAUGGACUAAAAGUAACAGGUUCACCUUCAGUUCUGGAUUUCAAUGAAAAGUUGUUUUUACCUUGUCAGCUCGGGGGAUUCGUCCCCGAGGUCGGUGUCGGCACGCUGCUGGAGCCGCGUGUCAACGGGGUGGGGGGGGGUACUGUCAAGACUUCCAUCAAAGUUGUUCCCUCUCCUUGUUCGGGCGGCGUUCGGCGGUCGACGUCACCGGCUUUCUAGCCGCCACCGAUCCAUGUUUCAUUUUUCCUUUUGUUUUGUCUCUUUACACACCUGGUUCCCAUCUCAUAAUUAAUGUUCCGUAUUUAACCCUCUCGUUUCCCUUUCUGUUUUGUGCGUGAUUGUCUUUCGUUGUAUUCCGGUGUGAUGUAUUUUGAGUCCUGUUUUGUCCUUGUUUGGAACGGGAUUUUGUUACGUUUUGGAGUAAAUCAGUGAUUGUUACUCUUAUCUGUGUCCUGGGCCCGACUCCUUCGCUAUCUUUUAGAUAGACUCUGACAGCUGUAACUUAACAAAAUGUGGAAAAAGUCAAGGGGUCUGAAUACUUUCCGAAUGCUCUGCAUUUUACUUGCUUUGGCAAUGUAAACAUACAGUGG
Messenger RNA from Oncorhynchus mykiss (rainbow trout), 2801 nucleotides. Its product is annotated as sodium-dependent neutral amino acid transporter B(0)AT1. Gene Ontology annotation, molecular function: neutral L-amino acid transmembrane transporter activity. Lineage: Eukaryota; Metazoa; Chordata; Actinopteri; Salmoniformes; Salmonidae. Gene Ontology annotation, cellular component: brush border membrane; apical plasma membrane; plasma membrane. Gene Ontology annotation, biological process: nitrogen compound transport; sodium ion transmembrane transport; neutral amino acid transport. The record is from RefSeq and is a predicted model, not a curated record.